Ictidomys tridecemlineatus (thirteen-lined ground squirrel) is the source of this 945-nucleotide messenger RNA. RefSeq names its product vomeronasal type-1 receptor 4. Gene Ontology annotation, molecular function: pheromone receptor activity. NCBI's taxonomy places the organism in Eukaryota, Metazoa, Chordata, Mammalia, Rodentia, Sciuridae. Gene Ontology annotation, biological process: G protein-coupled receptor signaling pathway. The record is from RefSeq and is a predicted model, not a curated record. Gene Ontology annotation, cellular component: membrane.
AUGGCAGCCAGUGAUGUGGCUCUAGGAAUCAUCUUCUUGUCACAGACUGUGGUUGGAGCUCUGGGAAAUUCCUCCCUUCUCCUCCAUUACCUGGUCCUUUACUUCACUGGGUACAGGAUAAGACACACAGACUUGAUUCUUCAGCACUUGAUUGUGGCCAACUUGUUAGCUCUCCUGUCAAGAGGAGUUCCCCAGACAGUGGCAGCUUUUGGAGUGAAAGAUUUCCUCAAUGAUUUUGGAUGCCAGCUGCUUUUCUAUCUUCACAGAGUGGGUAGGGGUGUGUCCAUUGGCAGCACCUGCCUCCUGAGUGUCUUUCAGGCCAUGAAGAUUAGUCCUGAGAAUUCCAGCUGUUCAGAGCUUAAAGUGAAAUCUCCCAAAUACAUUGGUUUCUCCAUAUUCCUGAGCUGGAUGUUGUACCUGCUUGUAAGUACUAUGACUUUUUCACAAAUGACUGGAAAAAGGAGCAACAAUAAUAUCACAAGCAUGAAAGAUUUUGAAUACUGUUCUGGUGUUCAUCCUAGCAAAACCUUACAAUCACUGUAUGCAGCAUUGCUAACCUUCCCUGAUGCCCUGUGUGUGGGGCUCAUGAUCUGGGCCAGCAGCUCCAUGGUGCUCAUCCUGCACAGGCACAAACAGAGAAUGCAGCAUGUUCACAAGACCAGCUCCCCCAGGUCCUCCCCUGAGACCAGAGCCACCAAAACCAUCCUCCUCCUGGUGAGCACUUUUGCAUCUUUUUACACACUUUCCUGCAUCUUUCAGGUUUGUGUAAUUUUUAUUUAUAAUCCCCACUGGCUGCUGGUAAAGAUGGGUGUAAUAGUUGCUGGGAGUUUCCCAACUCUCAGCCCUUUUCUGCUCAUGAGCAGGAACUCCAGUGCAUCCAGGCUUGUUCUCCCUUGGAUAAGGAAUAGGAAAACCCACGAUGUCAGGGGAAUGUGUAAAUUGUAG